Messenger RNA from Aegilops tauschii subsp. strangulata, 1515 nucleotides. RefSeq lists its product as uncharacterized. NCBI's taxonomy places the organism in Eukaryota, Viridiplantae, Streptophyta, Magnoliopsida, Poales, Poaceae. The record is from RefSeq and is a predicted model, not a curated record.
UUCCGCACCCAAUCCCUGUUUGCAGCCGCCGCCGCCGCCGCCUCCGCCUCCGCCGGCGGAAUCGACUCUGUCUGCCGCAGGAAGAAGAUAAAAAACUGGUGGUCUCUUUUUUUGUCGGAGCGGGGAGAAUUAAAAUGAAGGUGCGGCAAUUCGUGAAUGUGGUGAUGCAAAAGUAUGGCAGAAGCAGCAGUUUGUAUACGGUGAGUCGCAUCAAGGCGGAGGAGCAACUCUUCUACCGAUCCACGGCGGAAGCACAAGCACCAGCAACAUCACAGCAAAAAGAGAAUUUCAAUAUGGCGCUGCCAUCAUCAGCCGUGGUGCCGCCAUGGAUGGAGAUCAUGUCGCGGAUGCCUCCGGCCAUGCUCAGAUUCGAGAGAUCCAGCUCAGACGGCACGAAGCUCGAUUUCUUGCCCUUCUACGAACGAAGCAGCGGUGGUUCUAGCAAGAUCCUCUGCCUGGAUGCAUCGGGUCGCUCCUUCUUGUAUGACAUUGACGCUGGCUCCUCCCAGCCAGUUCCAUGCCUCAACAGCCCCAAGGGGGAUAACCCCAUCUGCUUCUCCAUCACUAAUCCCGAAGCCCUCGACCCCGAGCAAGCUGAUGCCUUGUACGUUAUGAACAAGUUCCCUGUGAGUCGCAAUCCCUGCAACUUCGAGGUCCUCAAGUACAGCGACCCUUCCAGUUGCGAGAAGAUGGAAGGCUGGAAUUGGCACCGGCUCCCAUCACCGAUCGACUAUGUUGACGUUUCCCUUGUCAAGUGCCAUACGCUGCUUCACAUUGACGGUGAUCCAAUUUUUCUUGCCUCAUCUCCCAAAGGAAGUGCCAUGGGCACCCACUGCUUCAACACGGUCACCCGCAAGUGGUUUAAGGCUGGACGCUGGACGCUGCCCUUCUUUAACCGUGCUGAACAUGUACUGGAGCUCGGCAACCUUUGGUUUGGCAUCUGCAAUUCUAGUCCCAAUCACUUCUGCGCAAUUGACCUGUCAUCUAUUCACCCGGACAAGGCUCCGUCUUUGCUGUACAAUUGGCAAGACCUCGAUCUGCCUGAGGAUUGGGUGUUGCUAGAUUGCAGCUUUGUGUACUUGGGAGCUGGGAGGUUUUGCAUUACCAAAAUCUUUGAGUUUGGAGAGGACGAAGACACGGGCCACCCAACUGAGAUGGGUGCUGUGAUUUCUGGUGUGGAGGUGGUGCCCAGCGACAAAACACUGCAGAUGGUCAAACACAAGUCCAUAUUCUACAACUUCGUCAGGGAUAACAUCGUGUGUGUCUUCUAAGGUGAACUUAGAAAGGAAGCAAAUAAACCAAGGGAGUAGCAGCACUUCCUGGAGGAAUGUAACUGUCUGUUCUUUCCCUUUGGAACUGUCUGUUCUUUCCCAUUUCAUUACUAUUUAGAGGUUCCAGCAGCAGCAGUGAAAGUAACAUGGCUGUAACUUAUGCUCAGUUCCUUAGAUAUGUUAUGUCAUUCCAUUUACUUCUUGCCGCUUACUAUUGGUAAUCACAUAUUUUCUUAGCUGCUUC